This is a messenger RNA of Anolis sagrei ordinatus, 4814 nucleotides long. RefSeq names its product RAB11 family interacting protein 2 (gene RAB11FIP2). Gene Ontology annotation, cellular component: endosome; phagocytic cup. Gene Ontology annotation, biological process: regulated exocytosis. NCBI's taxonomy places the organism in Eukaryota, Metazoa, Chordata, Lepidosauria, Squamata, Anolidae. Gene Ontology annotation, molecular function: small GTPase binding. The record is from RefSeq and is a predicted model, not a curated record.
AGGAGGGAAGGAGAGCGGCCUUCCUGGCUGCCUGAACCCUGCCCUCCGCCCCCUGCCUGCCCCGGGAAAGAGGCGGCGCCGCCGUCGUCCUCCCUUCGCCGGCCGAGGGAGAGGGAAGGAGGCGGAAGGGGCGGAGGCGGCGCUGCUGCUCCCCAAGAAACAAGGCCCAAGCCCCGCUGCCUCCAGGCUCCGCCCGCCGCCGCCGCCAAGGAGGAGGAGGAAGAGGAGGAGGAGGCCUCGCUCGCUCGCCUCAGCGGCUUCCCCCCUCGGCCCUGGAGAGGUUCACCUCAUUUUCGGCAGGCUCCACAGCCUCCCCUGCCACUCGGGAACUUCUCCUCUGCCAGGGGAGGUGUGAGGGGGAAGCUGCGCCUUUUUAGUGGGAAGGAGGGCCUUCCUCAGCGUCCCCAGCCUCCCUCACCUGGCAGCCCAGAUUCCUGGGCAGCCCUUCGCCAUCCCUGGCCUUCCUAGUCUUCCCAGGCAUCUCUAGUCAUCCCUUGCCUGGCACCCUUUGGCCUACUUUGGCAUCUCUUGCCUUCCUAGACAGCCCCAUACCAAGCCUCCCUGGGCAUCCCUAGCAUUUUUAGCUAUCCUUAGCAACCCUAGCUUGGCAGCUUGAGUUUUUCUAAGAGUCCCCUAGGCAUCCUUAACCUGGCACCCCAUCGCCUUCCUAGGCAUCCCCAGCCUUCCUAGGCAUUUAGCCUUCCUUGGCAUUCCCAAGCUUGCCACCCCUAGCCUGGCACCCCAUAGCCUUCCUAGGCACCCCCAGCCUCCUACAUUUAGCCUUCCUAGGCAUCUCCUAAUUCGCCACCCAUAGCCUGGCACCCCAUAACCUUCCAAGGCAACCCCUAACUUGCCAUCCUUAACCCGCCACCUCAUAGUCUUCCUAGGCAAUCCCAGCCUUCUACACUUAGCCUUCCUUGGCAUCUCCUAACUUGCCAUCCCUAGCCUUGCACCCCAUAGCCUUCCUAGGCAUCCUAUAAUUUGCCAUCCCUAGCCUGGCAGCCUAUAACUUUUCUAGACACCCUAUAACUUACCAUCCCUUACCAUCCCUUUUCUAGACACCCUAUAACUUACCAGCCUUGCAACCCAUAGCCUUCCUAGGCACCAUAUAAAUUGCCAUCAUUAACCUGGCACCUCAUAGCUUUCCCAGACAGCCCGAGAUUCCUACAUUUAGCCUCCCUUAGCAUUCCCUAACUUGCCAUCCCUAGCCUGGGACCCCAUCACCUUCCCAAACAGCCCAGCUUUCUACAUUUAGCCUUCCUAGGCAUCCCCUAACUUGCCAUCCUUAGCCUGGCACCUCAUACUCUUCCUAGGCAUCCCCAGCCUUCUACAUUUAGCCUCCCUUAGCAUCCCCUAACUUCCCAUCCCUAGCCUGGCACCCCAUAGCCUUCCUAGGCAUCCACAGCCUUCUACACUUGGCCUUCCUAGGUAUCUCCUAUCUUGCUAUCCCUGACUUUCUUAGGCAUUUUUAGCCGGCAUCCCUAGCCAUUCUAGGCAUCCCGGGCCUGGCAGCUUGAGCCUUCCUAAGCAUCCUAGCCUGGCCUCUCUUAUCCUUGUAUCCUCUGGCUUCCUAGGCAUCUCUAAGUUGGCAUUCCUAGCCUUCCUAAACAUGCCUAGCUUGGUACCCUUAGCCUUCCUUGGCUUUCCUAGGCAUCUCUAGUCUGGUAUCUCUAGGCUUCCUUGGCAUCCCUGUCUUCUUUCCAUUCCUAAACUCCAUUGUUAUAUCUGUCCUGGCAUUCCAGGCCUGGCAUCCUUAUCCUCUUUAUGCAUUCCUAGUCUGGCAUCCCUAGCCAGCGUCCCUACCCUUCCUAGGUCCUGUCAUCCCCUAUCCAUAGGUAUUCCUUGGCAUCCCUAUCCUGGCUUCUCUAUCCUUCUUACACAUUCCUGUCCUGGCAUCCCUAGGUGUUUUAGCUUUUUUAUAAAAGACUAGGGAUGCAGGUGGGAAAGAAGGAUGGGAUGUGCAGACCCAACCAGAGAGCUGGGGUAAAAAUAAAUUCCUUUAGUAGAGGUGUGCUAUAGAAUUGCAGGGCAGGAAUGAAAAGCUGCUGUGAAAGGAUUUUGUAGGAAAAAUCAGUCUAGGUUAAGAAGCACCUGUAAGAAACACCUGCUGUAAGAAACACCCUGGCCAAGAAGCAGGUUGAGACCUUCACAUGUAUUUGUAUCGAGGAUUUGUCAGGCUUAGGUGAACCUGCCUACUUUUAAGUGUCCCUUUCUUGCUUUGCGAGCCCCAACAUCAAAAGAUGUUGGCAGAACAGACUCAGAAGUGGUUCCCAACUCACGUGCAGGUCACUGUCCUUCAGGCCAGAGAUCUGAAGCCAAAGGGCAAAAGUGGCACCAAUGAUGCCUAUACUAUCAUCCAGUUGGGAAAGGAAAAGUACUCCACCUCGGUGGCUGAGAAGACCCUGGAUCCGGUAUGGAAAGAAGAGGCCUCCUUUGAGCUGCCUGGAUUGCUGAUGGAAGGCAAUACUGAGAAAUACAUCCUCUGCCUGAUUGUCAUGCACAGGUCUCUUGUCGGGCUUGACAAAUUUCUGGGGCAAGUGGCAAUAAACUUGAAUGAAAUCUUUGAGGACAAGCUUAGAAGGAAAACAGAAUGGUUCCAUUUAGAAUCCAAACAAGGAAAAAGAACUAAAGAUAGAGGAGAGAUCAAAGUAAAUAUCCAAUUUAUGAGGAAUAAUAUGACCGCAAGUAUGUUCGACCUCUCAAUGAAAGACAAGACUAAAUCUCCUUUUGCCAAACUGAAGGACAAAAUGAAGGGUCGCAAGACUGAAGGGGCAUUUUUGGAUACAUCUUCUGCUAUCAUUCCAAGUACACAUAUGCCAGAAUCUAGCACUGUAACUUCCCUCAGUGAAAUACAGUUAAAAUCAAAACCAAAAAAGCCUUUUCUUUUGGGACCUCAACGACUGUCUUCAGCUCAUUCAAUGUCUGAUUUAACCGGUCCUCAGGUGACUUCAGAAAAAAUUAAGUCAGGCACAGUUGGCAACACAUACCUCUUCAGGCGUCAGCUGGAUUCAGUUGGUUCUGUGGAUGAGACUGGAAAUCUGAAAUCUCCACACAGACGGACAUUAAGUGCAGAUACAAGUAAAGUGAAUCAGCUUGACAGCACAAUUGAUGAUAGUGACUCAGCCUUUGGAGCACAAAAUGACCCUUUUACAAAUGUGAGUGCUUCGUUGCCUCAAAAGUUUGCCACAUUGCCAAGGCAGAAGAAUCCAUUUGAAGAAACCCCUGUAUCAUGGGACCAAAACAUAGGUCUCUUUUCAAAACCUAUUGAAAUAAAAAAAGACAUUAAAAGGGAGAAAAAGGAGAAGGUUAGUCUUUUUGAAAGAGUGACUGGAAAAAAAGAUAGUAAGCGGUCAGAUAGACUUAGCAACGGAGGAUCAGAUGGCUCCACUGAUUUGAAAUCACCCAGCGCUUUGGGAGAAAAUCUUCAGGACAGUUUUGAUUAUGAGUCAUCUAAUCCCUUUAUGACAACUUUCAAGCCAGUCAGUAUGCUGUCGUCUUCUAGUUUUAAUGUGAAACCUGCAAACACUGAAAAUCUCCGGAAAUCAACGGAGGGAAAUCCUUUUGAUGCAACCUCAGGAUACCGUAAUCUUACGUAUGAAGAGAUCUUACAAGAAUUAGUGAAACACAAAGAACAACUUAAGAAGAAGGACACUCAUAUUCGUGAACUUGAAGACUAUAUUGACAAUCUUCUUGUACGAGUAAUGGAAGAAACUCCCAGUAUUCUCAGAGUGCCAUAUGAACCUUCUCGAAGAGCUGGCAAAUUUGCAAAAAGCUAAAGUAAUGUUAGUAUCCUGUGUUGCUUCUUUGCUUAGACAGAUUCUUACUGCAAUGUUUUGAUAUCUUACUUUCUAUUUUCCACUCUUUUAAUUCACUCCAAAUAUGAACUGGUAUCUGCCAAAACUGGCAAUCUGUACACGAGCUGUAUAAAAGUGAAAUGUGAGUUUCAAUUGCUUUAAAACACUCCUUUUAACUCAAACAUUUACCUGCCAAUGUAUUCUGUUUUUGCUUUAAUGCAGUUAUUGUGUACACCACUGUAGAGCUACAAUCCCAUACUCUUACUUGAAUAUUUAUUUUGUUCUUCAGUCAAUCUCUUUGAUGUUAAGGCAUGCUGUCAAAGUGGAUGCGCACAAGCAGGAUGUGUUUUGCAGCUAUCAACAUGAAGGAAAAUGUGAUAAUGUAGGAUUUUAUUGUUGACAGUCUAGAACUAGGAAUCAUCAAUACAGACCUAUUAAAUGGAAGUGUCAUAAGAUGUUUUUGCAUAAGGAUGUUGACAGUAUUGAUUCCAGAAUGGAAUGUGUUUGAAGAGCUACGUUUAUGCUCUUUCAGAAAUGUGCGCUUUUGAAAUUAUAUCCCUUGGUAUGGAUGUGAAAAGAGCUAGACAUAUGUACAAGGAUACAGCAUACUACUUGUUUAGGCAUCGAAGUAUACUUUAAGAUGAGGUAAACAGAAAACGGUAAUGAGUUAAUACCUCAUUUACUUAAAGUCUAUAUAAAUGAGGAGGAGACAAAGGCUGACAGAGAAAUCUGAAGAAUCAGCAUUUCAGCAUAUUUCCUUGGCAUUUACCAGUUUGCAUCGGGAAAUAUUUUGAAUGUUGUGCUUUUACAAAUCUAUGCCUGGUUUAAAGAGUUUUUGGAGGGUUUUCAAUCCUAUAUGCUGUGUCAAAUUUAAAUAUUGUCAUUCGUUUGAGAGUUGCAGAUGUAAUUGAUUAUGCAUGCCUGUAACAAGGUAAUAUUUGUGUAUAGUGUUGUGCAUUGAUUUCAAAGUGGCAAAAUGCAAUGGAAAACACUGCCAUAAAGAAAAGUUUGUUUACUAUA